Dreissena polymorpha is the source of this 2769-nucleotide messenger RNA. RefSeq names its product leucine-rich repeats and immunoglobulin-like domains protein 2. Gene Ontology annotation, cellular component: neuron projection membrane. Gene Ontology annotation, biological process: synapse organization. The coding region runs from base 843 to 1721 and encodes 292 amino acids. The record is from RefSeq and is a predicted model, not a curated record. NCBI's taxonomy places the organism in Eukaryota, Metazoa, Mollusca, Bivalvia, Myida, Dreissenidae. The transcript is spliced from 6 exons.
UGACGUGAAUAUUUGAUUUAUGGCGGAUCAGGGAAGCUUUCAUACAAGUUUUUAAAACCAACUUAUGUGCUUUCGGUGAGGUGUUAUUGGCAAACGCCUAAUGCCUUUGUAAAUUGAUGCAUUAUUAUGGAAAUAAAGAAGAUUAUAUAUCGACGCGAUCGGAUAUCACCGCGGCAAAUAAUUUGAUUAUCAAGGUACGAAACAUUGACCGGUGUUGUUGCUUAAGUUAUGAAAGUUUAUGGAUAAACAGUCCAAAAGACAAUUGAAUGGAAUUAAAGUUGAAGAACUUCGUCCAUCGACGAAAUGCAAGGUUUAUGGAAAUUAUUGUAUUAGCCCCGCUCCAACUUUGAAAUAAUUUCGAUCAAAGAGAUCGAUCAUUUUUAUUCUGAUGAUGGUGUACUUUGUGAUAGGAAAGCGGAGUCAAUGUCUAGCUCUAACAUUGAUUCAUGUUCUGAAAUAUGUUCUGAAAUAUGACCACAUAUUUCAAACGAAUAGAAGACUUGAAGGAGAUUGCUGAUGGAAAGAUAAAUAUUUAUGAAAGACUUAAACUCAGUAUGAAUGGAGAAGUAUUUUAUUUCGAAAAAGCGAAAAUUUUUUCGGCUAGCGUUUUUGAUAUAUUUUGCAAUAGUCUAGUCGCAAGUAUUUUAUAUUCUUAUAACUUGAGUGUUAAAUUGUACGAUUGCUUAAACUAAAUGAAAACUCAUAAAAACUAAUAAAAAUUAUAAUUUUAAUAAAAUCGAUGCUAAAAACAUUUUUAUUGUAAAUGCGUUUGAUAUUAAUGCGACAAAACAAACAAUUACACUGGAUAUAACCAUAUUGUAUACACAACAAGAGCAAAGAUCAUGACGUGUACAGUCACAUUGUUGGAGAUUGCGGCGGUCUUGCUUAUGAACGCGGCACUCGUAGUUUCUGAGUUUCCAGCUUCCGGUUUCAACGUCAGACCAGAAACGCCGGCUCCCGAAUUCCUGCCGAGUCCCUUAAAUGUAACUUUCCGGCGCGGGGAGAUGGCAGUACUGAGAUGCAGCGUUUACAACCUCGGAACCAAAACGGUUGUUUGGAGGCGCCAGGAACAUUCUUUCCCAUUGACAUCCGGUACAAUGACCGUUGUUGCAGACGACCGGAUACAGAUUGGUCACGUUGACUUCAAGAAUCAAUGGGAUCUAAUGAUUAAAAAUGUGAAACCGGAAGACGAGGGCGUGUAUGUGUGCCAGGUGGCAUCAACCAAUAGAAAUAUACGCCGAAUGAUCUCUCUCACUGUGAUUGAUUCAAUAACAGAGGCCACGGAGAUUUCAAUCAGCGAAGAACAGUACGUUGAACGUGGCGAACCAGUCGCGUUACACUGCAAUGUCACGGGGCAGCACUAUACCCCGGAUGAGAUAGAUUGGUUCCGAAACGGCGAAAAAGUGACGUCGGAAAAACGAAGGGGCGUAAAAUUGUUAAAACAUUUAUCAAUUGUUCAUAGGACGUUUUCUAGUAUUUUGAGCAUAGAUACAGCAACCAUGGGAGACAGUGGUGUGUAUGUUUGUAGGUCGUCCAAUAUGCAAAUUGCUAAUACGAAAGUCCACGUUUUAAACGCGGAGACUUCCAAUAAAAAGCGAGGUACAUAUCGUGACGGACAAGUGUCAAAUGGGCAGAAGUCAUCUACUUCAAAUAUUAGGCAGCCGAUAUUCGCGUUUAUUUGCUUGUGUUAUUUGCCGAUGUUUAAACAUUUCUUCAUGUGAAAUGAAGGUAAAAUAACCCUUUAGAGCGAAAUAGUUGGACUGAGAUCGUGAAUGUGAUUAUAGCGUCAGCACCGCAUUAAACACGAUUUCCAACUGACAGCGUUUAUUUCGGUCUUGGCUUUGACGUCUACAACACAACCCGUGGAAUAACAAACAAGCAAAUCACAGUGCCUCGUGCUAAACGGAAUGCAUAAUACACGAUGGCAUACAACUCAAUUCCUCAAUUCCAAUGAAAUCUUCACAACCCUGAAUUUCUGCCCGAUCGUGCUGAAGAUAUUACGAUAUCGAAAUGAAGCCUAUGAUUCGUAUGCGGGUUAGGACCCGGCUUCAGAUAUCGGUAGUAUACAAACAUGCCAGUCAUUGAAUUGUGUGUGUGUACUUGGACACGUUUUCAAAAACGAAUUUCUGCCAGCUAUUUUCAUAAACAAUAAAUGGUGUUCUAUGUACAUUCCUGCAAUACUGAUAGUUGUGUGGCGUAUAUGCACGUUAAGUAGCUGUUUACAUCUUCGACGUUUAUAGCAUAUUAAUAUACAUUUGAUCCUAUUAAUAAUUAGGUUUACUCUAUUCUCAUAUAAAAUAAGCUGUUUAUUCAUGAAACAAGAAUUUACCAUUUCUUCUUAUGGCAUCGAGGCAAACAAAAGUAUCUUGUUAUCACAUUUCAUGGCGGCCACGAGGAUAGAACGAUGAUUUUUAAUGCAAGUUCGAUAAUGUCUUGAAAAAUCUUAUUUCAAUAUUGACUCGUUUUUAUAUAGAUAUAUAAAACUUAUUUAUCGGUUGUGCUCAUUGAUGGAUUAUGAUUUUUCUAUUUUUUAAAGACUAUGUUCACGUCACGAUAUUGUAAAAUCACGAAUUUUAAGAACAACCGACUAAAUAUAUUUGCCAUUUUAAAUAUCUUAACAGAGAGACAGUGAAAAGCAAACCGUUUAAAAUAAAUAUAAAUACACAAUUAAAGACACUAUUCUGCAUAAACGUUGUUCACAAGAUAAAUUGUUUGGAUGGUAUUACCUUGUUGACCAACUAUAUCAAUGAAGUAAAAUGGUAACUUGAA